This is a messenger RNA of Linum trigynum, 1494 nucleotides long. The record is from the annotation of a GenBank genome assembly. Lineage: Eukaryota; Viridiplantae; Streptophyta; Magnoliopsida; Malpighiales; Linaceae.
AUGGCGGUGCUCGACAACCCCGACAACAAUCACAUAAACCCCACCGCCUCAUCCUCCUCCUCCUCCUCCGAUCUCAACGGCCUUCGACACCGCCCGCCCGCCGACGAACCUGCCUCGUCAUCCGCCGCCGUGAAUCCCCCUGGGCCACCGACCGAUUCCGGAGCUGAGAAGGUGAUUGACGGUCGGGACGGUCAAGUUGCUAGAUCGGAUAUCAAAUUCACGUACCGCCCUUCCAGGCCGGCUCACGUUGUGGUUAAGGAGAGCCCACUUAGUUCCGGCGCCAUUUUUAAGCAGAGCCAUGCAGGCCUAUUCAACCUCUGUAUUGUAGUGCUGGUUGCAGUCAACAGCAGGCUCAUUAUCGAGAAUCUCAUGAAGUAUGGUUGGUUGAUUAGGACAGGAUUCUGGUUUAGUUCGAAAUCCUUGAGAGAUUGGCCCCUUUUCAUGUGCUGUCUGUCCCUUCCUCUUUUCGCUUUUGCUGCAUAUCUAGUUGAAAAGUUUGCGUAUCGGAAGUAUCUUUCUGAACCAAUAGUUGUUUCCCUUCAUAUACUCAUCUCCGUGGCAGCAGUUGUGUACCCUAUUUCAGUGAUUCUCAGCUGUGACUCUGCAUUUUUAUCUGGUGUGACAUUGAUGCUUUUUGCUUGCAUUGUAUGGUUGAAAUUGGUCUCAUAUGCUCAUACGAACUAUGAUAUGAGGGCAGUUGCCAAGUCAUUUGAAAAGGGAGAAGCUCCUUCUGCUGCUCUGAAUGUGGACUAUUCUUAUGAUGUUAACUUCAACAGCUUGGUAUAUUUCAUGAUUGCUCCUACAUUAUGUUAUCAGCCAAGCUAUCCUCGCACACCAUCCAUCCGAAAAGGUUGGGUGGUUCGCCAGUUCAUCAAGUUGGUGAUAUUUACUGGUUUAAUGGGAUUUAUAAUUGAACAGUACAUUAAUCCUAUUAUCCAGAACUCACAGCAUCCUUUUAAAGGGAAUCUCUUGUAUGGAAUUGAGAGGGUUUUGAAGCUUUCAGUCCCAAACUUGUAUGUGUGGCUAUGCAUGUUCUACUGCUUCUUUCAUUUGUGGUUAAACAUACUUGCAGAGCUCUUGCGUUUUGGUGACCGGGAAUUCUAUAAAGAUUGGUGGAAUGCGAAAACUGUUGAAGAGUACUGGAGAAUGUGGAAUAUGCCAGUUCACAAGUGGAUGGUUCGCCAUAUCUAUUUCCCUUGCCUGCGGCACAAAAUCCCCAAGGGAGUAGCAAUAUUUAUUGCGUUCUUUGUUUCCGCUGCAUUUCAUGAGCUGUGCAUUGCUGUUCCUUGCCACAUCUUCAAGCUCUGGGCGUUUCUUGGAAUUAUGUUCCAGAUCCCACUUGUCUGGCUUACAAAUGUUCUGCAGGAGAAGUUCAAGAGCUCAAUGGUGGGGAACAUAAUAUUUUGGUCAAUGUUCUGCAUAUUUGGCCAACCAAUGUGUGUGCUUCUCUACUAUCACGACCUGAUGAACAGGAACGGGAAAGAUGGAAUCUGA